Megalobrama amblycephala (Wuchang bream) is the source of this 4021-nucleotide messenger RNA. RefSeq lists its product as uncharacterized. NCBI's taxonomy places the organism in Eukaryota, Metazoa, Chordata, Actinopteri, Cypriniformes, Xenocyprididae. Bases 1 to 3156 code for a protein of 1051 amino acids. The transcript is spliced from 2 exons. The record is from RefSeq and is a predicted model, not a curated record. Gene Ontology annotation, molecular function: nucleic acid binding; zinc ion binding.
AUGGCUGGCGUCAUAGGCAAUAUCGGACAUUUCGACGAAAAUGUUGAACAAUGGAGCUCAUAUACGGAGCGAUUUGAAUAUUUCCUGCAGGCAAACGCCAUUGAGGGUGAGAAGAUUGUGCCUACGUUUCUCAGUGUGAUGGGUGCAAAGACCUUCACUUUGCUACGCAGUCUCGUGCAGCCCGCGAAACCAGGUGAGAAAACUUAUGCGGAGAUUGUGGCUGUGCUAAGCGCACAUUUUUCACCUAAACCGUUGGUGAUAGCGGAACGAUUUCGAUUUCACAAGAGAAAUCAGGAGGAGGGAGAAACUGUAACUAUGUUUGUGGCUGCUCUGAAGAAACUUUCUGAACAUUGUGAAUUCGGUGAUGUUUUGAAUGAUACAAUCAGGGACAGGCUCGUAUGUGGAUUACGAAGUGAAGCCAUUCAAAAAAGACUGUUAAGUGAAAGUAAUCUCACAUUGCAGAAAGCCACUGAAAUAAGUGUGAGCAUGGAACUUGCGGCUAAAGAAGCCCAGCAAUUCAGUAACUCAGAUAAAGUGCAUAAGUUGUCUGCUGACAUGAACACAUUCCAGAAUUCCCCUGGUAAAGCACCUAAAAAUGCAACAUGUUAUAGGUGUGGGAAAGUCGGACAUCUUGCAUCGGAGUGUUGGUGUAAAGAACUGGUGUGCCGUAGUUGUGGAAAAAAAGGCCACAUAGAACGUGUUUGCAGAGGAAAACAAAAGACUGCAAAACAAAAAUUCAAUAAAAUGCCUGGCACAUCAAAGAAAAAGAAAAAUGUGUAUACAGUGCAAUCAAGUUGCAAGGAGUACACAGACGACACUGACUCCUCUUUGGAGGAAGUUCCUCUAAAAAUUCUAGCCAUGGAAGGAGACUCCAAAGGCUAUUGGGUGACACCCAUCAUUGAAGGAGAACCGGUGCGUAUGGAGAUAGACACUGGCGCUGCUGUGUCUAUAGUGUCAGAUGCUGUGUACCACAAAACACUCAAACAUGUCUGUCUAAAGCCCACCAAUAUCGUGUUGAAAACAUAUACGGGGGAGCCUGUGGCCAUAAGAGGUGUAAUGGAUGUGGAAGUGGAAUUAAAUGGUCAGUCAGCAACAUUGCCACUGUAUGUGGUUAAAGGGGACUACCCAACUUUACUUGGACGAGGAUGGCUGGAAACAAUGAAACUGGACUGGCCGAUGGUGCAGAUGGUGUCAAAGGGAAACACUGAGCUCAGUACUGUUCUGGGGAAACAUGCUAGUGUUUUCAGGGAUGAACUUGGUACGAUGAAAGACAUUACUGCUAAACUCGACAUCAAGCCUGAUAGUAAGCCCAAGUGUUGCAAAGCCCGUUCUGUGCCAUAUGCUAUCAGAUCAAAAGUUGAGAAAGCUCUGGAAGAGCUGGUAACCAGUGGAGUCAUCGUACCAGUGAAUAGCAGUGACUGGGCUACGCCUAUUGUACCCGUGCUUAAAAAAGAUGGGUCUAUUCGGAUUUGCGGCAGGGGGAAGCGGUUCAGCAAACUUGAUUUGAGUCAAGCCUACCUACAAAUGAAAGUUGAUGAGAGCUCUAAAGAGUUACUGACAAUUGUCACACACAAAGGGCUUUUUAGAUACCAGCGUCUUCCUUUUGGUAUCACUUCGGCUCCUUCGCUUUUCCAGAGGGCCAUGGAUCAGGUAUUAAGUGGCCUGUCGGGGGUGCAGUGCUACUUAGAUGACAUAUUAGUGACAGGAAGAACAGAAGCAGAGCAUCUGAGUAAUCUGGAUAGUACACUCCAGCGACUAAAGGAAUAUGGCUUAAGAGUGAGAAAAGACAAAUGUGAGUUUUUCAAGCAGUCUGUUGAAUAUCUUGGGCAUGUGAUCGAUGCUGAUGGACUGCACAAGGCACCUUCAAAAGUAAGAGCCGUUCUAGAGGCUCCAGCACCACAGAACGUCAGCCAGCUCCGCUCAUUCAUAGGUCUUCUGAAUUACUAUGGUCGAUUCAUCAAUGGCUUAGCCACACUGCUGAAACCUCUACACCAACUUCUGUGUAGUAAUCAGGCAUGGGAAUGGACACAGCAAUGUGAGACCACUUUUCAAGAAGCCAAGAAAGCUCUGGUAAAGUCUGGGGUGCUGACCCAUUUUAAUCCAAAACUCCCCCUGCAAUUAGCUUGUGAUGCAUCACCCUAUGGUGUGGGAGCCGUGAUUUCCCACAUCAUGCCUUCGCGCACCUUGAACAAAGCGGAGAGCAAGUAUGCGCAAAUCGAGCGAGAAGCUUUGGGAAUCAUUUUUGGUAUUCGGAAAUUUCACCAGUACCUGUAUGGCAGGCAGUUUAUACUGCUGACUGAUCACCGGCCUUUAACCACCAUUCUUGGGCCGCACACAGGUAUCCCCUCUCUAGCAGCGAGCCGAAUGCAGAGAUGGGCUCUGCUGUUGUCAGCACACACAUAUGAAAUUAGAUAUCGGAAGGCAGAGCUGCAUGGAAAUGCAGAUGGUCUAUCAAGACUACCGUUACCCGUGACAUGUCCUGAGAGCAAGCAGAAAGACAUUUUCUACUUUGAGCAAGUCACAAUGGCUCCAGUGACAUCAACACAGGUGAGAAGAUGCACACGGAACGAUCCAAUUCUGUCUGCAGUCUUGGAAAUGGUAAAAGAUGGACAUGUCCCUAAGGACACCACCAACAUGAAGCCAUACCUGUCUAGGAAGAACGAAUUGUCGGUUCAUUCAGGAUGUCUUCUCUGGGGACAAAGAGUCAUCAUUCCCCCAUCGUUGAGGAAACCAGUCCUCCAGCAGCUCCAUGUGGGCCAUUGUGGUAUCGUGCGAAUGAAGGAAAUGGCACGAAGUUAUUUUUGGUGGCCGGGACUUGAGGGGGACAUUGAAGGUAAAGCAAAGUCAUGUCCAUCCUGCCAACAAGUGAGAAACGAACCUCAAUUGGCCCCAUUACACCCGUGGGACUGGCCAGAAACCCCGUGGCAGCGUGUACAUGUGGAUUUUGCUGGCCCGGUUGAGGGAAAGAUGUUGUUAAUAGUGGUGGAUGCCCACAGCAAGUGGCCUGAAGUUGCUGUUAUGCACUCUACAACUGCUGAGAAAACAGUAGUAAAACUGGGAGAAAUGUUUAGCCGUUUUGGCUACCCUACCAAAGUGGGUACCAGCGACAGUGAUAGCUCAGACCGGCCCAGUGUCAUACACUGUACUAACAUCUGACAAGCUUAUCUGGAAAAGACACUUGGAUCAGCUGUUGCUGGGAUCUGCCCCGGAGGCUGAGUCUGCUGUUACCACACCCAUUGUUUGUUCAGACUCUCCAAUGUUUCCAGAAGUGAUGGUGGACUCAGCACUUACACCAGUGGAAGGACCUGCACCACCAGAGACUGAAAGCAUUCCGCAGAUGGAAAACUCUGAAAAACAACCUACACCAAGCUCCAACAUUUCUGUUUCGGAGCCCGUGUCAAACACAGAACGCCGCUAUCCCACGAGGGAAAGACGCCCACCAAAAAGGCUUGAUUUAUAGUGAUAGAAAUAAAUAAAUAAAUAAAAAAAGAUAGAUAAACAGAAGAAGAAGGAAAUGUGCAACUACAAUAUUUGACAGUUUAAGUUCUUUAUUUCAAUUUCGUUAAAUAAUUGGCUGCAGAUGUAAGGAUGUUUUUGUUCUAUUUCAUGUUGAUACGUUCUUUAAAAAAAAAAAAAAAAAAAAAAAAAAAACAAGUAAAAGAAAAGUGGACUUUCUGUUUUGGGGGGGAGGAGUGUUAUGUAUGAAUAAAAUAAUAAUUGUGACUUUAAUACGUAAGUAAUGGAUGGAGUAACGUAGCGAUGACGAAGUGAUUGCUCUGAUAUACAAGUGCAAUGUGAGCAUUAAAAAGAGGCAACGCAAGUUCUUUUGUCCCUGGAUUAUUAUUUCUGACUAUUCUUGAGUGUCCUCUGUCUCAAGUAAAAAGGGAAAGACAUGACAGCUUUAAUCGCAUGUUUGGCAAUUUCAUGAGUUCACUUACAACAGAACAACGACCAUCGUUGCUCGUAGUUUCUUUUGCGCUUUAUUUAAGCUAUAAUAAAGUCAUUAUGCAGCGCGCGCCGG